AUGAAGGGUGCAUUAUCACUCUUGCCGCGACUUAAGCUUCCCACUCCUAGCCUACGUGUCGUCAAGGUUGUAUCCGCCGAUGCUGUACAAUCACUGCCUGCGGUGCUCUUGGGCACCCUGCUCAACAUUCUGGACGGCAUUUCUUAUGGCAUGAUUAUAUUUCCUGCCUCAGGUGUGUUUUCCAACCUCGGAGGCAUUGGCGUCUCCAUGUUCUUCCUCUCUGCUAUUAUAUCCCAAUUGGUAUACUCGGCCGGCGGCAGUGGCUUCGCGGGUGCAAAUGGCAGUAUGAUGAUAGAAGUUGUGCCCUUCUUCCACAUACUGGCGAAUAGCAUCGCUGCGGACAUUGGCGAGGACAGGCCACAUGAGGUGUUAGCGACGACGAUCGUCGCAUUCGCUCUUUCAUCUGUUCUUACAGGGCUCACUUUCUUUCUCCUCGGCGCAUUACGAUUAGGCGCCCUGAUCGGGUUCUUCCCGCGACACAUCUUGGUUGGAUGUAUCGGUGGUGUCGGCGUAUUCCUAGUGAUCACAGGAUUCACCGUUAGCACGCGUAUGCCAGAUGACGACUUCGACCUGACCUUGUCCACGUUCAAGUUCAUCUUCCUCAAUGCUCACAAUCUAGGGCUAUGGGUCCCUUCCUUCGGCCUGGCCGCAUUGCUACGUGUGGUCACCCACAAAUAUGACCAUCAGCUCAUAUUCCCUAUGUACUUUUUGACCAUACCCAUCAUUUUCUAUAUUGUUGUAGCUGCUGCCCACCUCGAUCUGGGUACAUUGCGGCGAGAAGGAUGGCUAUUUGAUAUGGGCACCUCACGGGAACCUUGGUAUCAAUUCUACAAGCUGUUUGACUUCAAGGCCACUCGGUGGGAUGCUUUGUGGGCAACACUGCCUACGCAGUUUGCACUGCUCUUCUUCAACAUCCUUCACCCGCCAUUGAAUGUUCCCGCCUUAGCGGUUUCUUUGAACCAUGAUGUCGAUACGGACAAGGAGCUGGUGUCGCAUGGGUAUUCUAACCUUCUAGCUGGCGCAUUGGGUACCGUACCUAACUACCUAGUCUACGUGAACACCGUACUAUUCUAUCGUGUCGGUGGGACAACACGAGUCUCGGGUUUCCUCCUUGCUGGUGCGACAGCUGUCUUGCUCUUCAUUGGGACAGGUCCCAUUGCUUUCAUCCCGGUAAUGGUGGUGGGUGCCCUCAUCUUUGUGCUGGGUUUUGACCUAGUGAAAGAGGCAUUAUGGGACACAAGACAUAGAGUCAGCCGGAUGGAGUAUGUCACGAUUGCCAGCAUCAUGAUCUGCAUGACCGUAUGGGACUUCGUGAUCGGCGUCCUGUUUGGAAUUGUUGUUAGCUGUAUCUUCUUCGUUGUGCAGAGUUCUCAGCGGCGGAGCAUCCGUUCGCUGCAUUCUGGGGAAACUGUCAUGUCGACUGUACGCAGACCGGGAGCACACCGAGCGUACAUUCGUGAAGUAUCGAAGCAGACCACCAUUCUCAGGUUACAAGGAUUCUUGUUCUUCGGCACAAUCACAUACGUCGAAGAGACUAUUCGAACACUAGUGGAAGUCCCCGCUUGGCAACGCAACCCAAUGCGGUUUUUGCUGCUCGAUCUAUCGCUCGUCGCAGGCGUAGAUAUGUCUGCUGCCGAGGCAUUUGUCCGCAUCCAACGGCUUUUGGCCGCGAAACGCGUUGUGCUAGUCUUUUGUGGCUUCUCAAUGGAGUCCACUAUAGGCAAGUCGCUCCAUAAUGUUGGUUUGCUUGACAUGGAAGGUGUCGAGCUGUUCUCCACGUUCAACGAUGCUCUGGAGUGGACGGAGAACAUAUACCUGAGGGCUUGGUUUGACUCACAGAAAACGGAGCCACGCUCAGUUGUGCUGUCCGGACGACAAGACUUAACUCCAUUUCAAGAAUCUGUGUCUGGAACGCCAAGAAAGUCUUUGAUUGUCGAUGCCGGCUGGCGGACAAUUGCUCGAGAUCACUCUCCUCCUAUCGCGGAUGUCGGGGACACUGAAGAACCGUACAGAACCCUAGUCAAAGCAUUUUCGUCAUAUGGUCCUGUGGAUCGGCAACAGUUCUCUGCGCUCGUUCCCUAUUUAGAGAGGGUAUCCCUCCCCGCGGGUGCAAUACUCUGGCUCCAAGGGGACGACCCGGACGGACUCUACAUAGUCGAAUCUGGGGUCUUAAGAGCCACUUACCGCUUCAACGAACAUACGCCACCCACAGAAGAAUCGAUGGUUCCCGGCACACUUGCGGGCGAAUUGUCUGCUUUGUCGGGACUCUCUCGCAAUGCAACGUGCGUCGUAGAACGUCCAGCAGUCCUAUGGAAACUCUGCGUCGACAAACUGCGUCGUCUCGAAUCUGAACGGCCACAAUUGGCAAGAGAGUUCACGCAACUCGUCCUGAAAGCUGCCAAGCUGGACUACGACAUACUGCUUUCGGCGCUAGCCACUCGCCAAUGAUGACCACAUUCCUUCCAUAGACUCUGCAACAUAAACGAUAACGUAGUAGCAACUCUGUAGCGAUACCAAUAGACUUGUCUCAUGGCACUCAACGUUGACGUCAUUUCCUUUCUUGA
This is a messenger RNA of Postia placenta MAD-698-R-SB12, 2564 nucleotides long. RefSeq lists its product as hypothetical. The record is from RefSeq and is a predicted model, not a curated record. Gene Ontology annotation, cellular component: membrane. The coding region runs from base 1 to 2448 and encodes 815 amino acids. The transcript has 21 exons. NCBI's taxonomy places the organism in Eukaryota, Fungi, Basidiomycota, Agaricomycetes, Polyporales, Adustoporiaceae.